This is a messenger RNA of Podarcis muralis (Common wall lizard), 967 nucleotides long. The record is from RefSeq and is a predicted model, not a curated record. NCBI's taxonomy places the organism in Eukaryota, Metazoa, Chordata, Lepidosauria, Squamata, Lacertidae.
AGUCUAGAGCCUCUCUCCCUGGCGCUCUCGAGGGGCUGCCCCCGCCUUCGGUGGGGAUUCCCGGCCCUGGAACCGCCCCGGGGCCCCCCACGUGUCGCUGGCGCCCCGCUCCGACGCACAAAAGGCUUGGCGCCGCCGCGAGGAAGCGAGAGUAGUCCGUACUCGCCUCUUGCGCGCUCUGAUGGGGCGCUCCGCUCCGACGCCGCUCCUGCUCCUCGCCUUCCUCCUUUGGAGAUGCCUCGCCGCCGCCAAGGCGGGCUGCGAAAAAGGCACCUACCGGGACGCCCAGCGCCAGACUUGCAGCCCCUGCACCCCGUGCCAAGACAAAUAUCAGUAUGAGCGACGCUGCUCAGAAGACUCCGAUGCUGUCUGCAAAUGUGCCCCUGAAUAUGAAUGUGGAGAUCUAGAGUGCGGCAGCUGCAUCUGUGGUAUUGGAGAGGAGUGGAACGGAGCAGGUUGCCAAGAGUGUCCUGAAGGGAAGUUUAAGGCCUGGAUAUCUGGCAAAUGCCAAAACUGGACACAAUGUCCAGCUAAUCAGAUCUCAAUUCCUGGGACGGCGAAAACUGAUGUGGUUUGCAACACGACAACAGAAGGCCCUACAAAACCCCCGACUUGGCCGGUUUUAACGAAGGAGACAGAGCAGGACAGCCAUCUGGUCCCCAUCAGCAUCGCCUUGGCAGUAGCCUUGCUUCUGUGCAUGCUGUUCCUGGUGCUCUUUUGCAUCAUCUUCAGAUCCUGGGCUCGAGAGAAGUUCCCGGCUGUGAUCCUGAAAGUGCCGCUUGGACAGUUGGCCCAGGAGGUGGAUGACUGCAGCUACCGCUACCCGGAGGAAGAAGAGGGGAGGAAGCACGAAACAGCAGGGCUGCAGGGCAGCUCAUGGAAAAAAUCCCUUACUGAGGAUGAAUUCAUCACAUCCUUCCAGAAACAGACCUGGAUGCCUUGUUCCCACUCCACCGUAGCCAGCUGA